AUGCGCACCAAAACUCUGCCCCACGGGAUUGGUUCGUUUUGUGGUUCAGGUAUUUUGCAACUGAAAUUCCAGGGCGAAUUGGUCCAGAUCUUCGUGGGUCAGGGUGGGGCGCAGAUCGCCGACGCCUGCUGGGAGCUCUUCACACAGGAGCACUUCAUCUCCCCCAACGGCGAACUCACCAUCUGUGCACUGGACCAAAAACAGGGCGACGGCGACGCCACACCCUUCUUCACACUCAGCCAACGUGGCUUCUACAUUCCUCGCACCGUCAUUGUCGACACCGAGCCCUCUGUCCUUGAUGAAAUCCGACAGGGCAUAUAUCGAAGCCUCUUUCACCCCAACAGCCUUCUAAGUGGAAACGAGGAUGCCGCAUCGAACUUCGCGCGCGGAUACUACGGAGCACCGCCCCAACUCCUUGAAGCCUCGUACAACCAGCUGCGACACCUGGUGGAAGGCUGCGACAAUCUGCAGGGGAUUAAUUUGUACCGAACCUACGGUGGUGGCACUGGUGGCGGAUUCGCUUGCAAGCUGAUUGAACACGCCGCGGAGGAAUUUAACAAGAUCUCGCGCAUGGACUUUGGAGUGAUGCCGAGUGUCACGCUGUCGGCCGGUCCAGUUGAACCCUACAACGCCGUGUUGUCGAGCCAAGUACCCACAGAAUAUGUCAAUCUGGCGAGUUUGGUCGAUAACAAGGCCCUCCAACGCAUCUGCUGCUCUCUCCUCAAAAUCCAGAAGCCCAGUUUCACAAAUUUGAACCGAAUCAUAGCCCAGUGCGUUAGUGGACUAACCGCGACGUUCAGAUUCGAGGGUCCGACCUCAGUGAACAUGACUGACCUUCACACCAACCUUGUCCCCUAUCCCGAUGCUCACUUUGCCAUGAUUGGAUUCGCGCCAUUUCUGGAUCUCGAAUCCGCUUGUAGGGGUCCUAAGAGUUACAUGUCGGGGAUUGAUGACACUAACCGAAGGUUUUUUCACAUUUGGGAAGAAACGGACACGACAUCUCUUACGGAGUCCGUAUUUUCGUCUGAAAACCAAUUGAUUUACAAUACGGAUGGACCCAAGGUGUACCUGUCGUGUUGUCUUUUUUACCGGGGCAACGCAAGUGUCCGGGAUGUUAGCGCAUGCAUCGACGACAUGCGAUCAACCAGCAAGCUGCCAUUCGUUGAUUGGUGUCCGACCGGAUUCAAGGUCGGUAUCAGCUACCAACCAAUGACGAUCAUUGAAGCUAGCCGAAUCGGGCCCUCAGACACGUCUGUCAUGGCAUUGCACAAUUCAACGCUGUUCAAGGCGCCAAUUCACGAAGUGACGUAUGCCGUUGACAUCCUCAUGAAAAGACGAGCCUUCCUGCAUUGGUUUCUUGCGGAAGGCUUAGAAUUUGAUGAAAUCCAACAUUCCUUGACCACACUACAAAACCUCGAAGCCGACUACGAUUCGGUAAUCUGGACCUUUCUUAACACCUUACUAAUUGCUAUUAAGUAG
Messenger RNA from Mesocestoides corti, 1479 nucleotides. The record is from the annotation of a GenBank genome assembly. NCBI's taxonomy places the organism in Eukaryota, Metazoa, Platyhelminthes, Cestoda, Cyclophyllidea, Mesocestoididae.